Messenger RNA from Ochotona curzoniae (black-lipped pika), 3576 nucleotides. RefSeq names its product insulin like growth factor 2 mRNA binding protein 2 (gene IGF2BP2). The record is from RefSeq and is a predicted model, not a curated record. Gene Ontology annotation, cellular component: nucleus; cytoplasm; cytosol. Gene Ontology annotation, molecular function: mRNA 3'-UTR binding. Gene Ontology annotation, biological process: nervous system development; regulation of gene expression. The transcript has 16 exons. Lineage: Eukaryota; Metazoa; Chordata; Mammalia; Lagomorpha; Ochotonidae. The coding region runs from base 79 to 1878 and encodes 599 amino acids.
ACGAGGGCAGCAGAGGAGGCGAGGAGCGCCGGGUACCGGGCCGUGGGGGGGAGCCACGGGCUCUCGGGGAAGACGCGGAUGAUGAACAAGCUUUACAUCGGGAACCUGAGCCCCGCCGUCACCGCCGACGACCUCCGGCAGCUCUUCGGGGACAGGAAGCUGCCCCUGGCGGGACAGGUCCUGCUCAAGUCCGGCUACGCCUUCGUGGACUACCCUGACCAGAACUGGGCCAUCCGCGCCAUCGAGACCCUCUCGGGUAAAGUGGAAUUGCAUGGGAAAAUCAUGGAAGUUGAUUACUCAGUCUCUAAAAAGCUAAGGAGCAGGAAAAUUCAGAUUCGAAACAUCCCUCCUCACCUGCAGUGGGAGGUGUUGGAUGGACUUUUGGCUCAGUAUGGGACAGUGGAGAAUGUGGAACAAGUCAACACAGACACAGAAACCGCUGUUGUCAAUGUCACAUAUGCAACAAGAGAAGAAGCAAAGACAGCCAUUGAGAAGCUAAGCGGGCAUCAGUUUGAGAACUACUCCUUCAAGAUUUCCUACAUCCCGGAUGAAGAGGUGAGCUCCCCUUCGCCCCCUCAGCGAGCCCAGCGUGGGGACCACUCUUCCCGGGAGCAAGGCCACGCCCCUGGGGGCUCUUCUCAGGCCAGACAGAUUGAUUUCCCGCUGCGGAUCCUGGUCCCCACCCAGUUUGUUGGUGCCAUCAUCGGAAAGGAGGGCUUGACCAUAAAGAACAUCACUAAGCAGACCCAGUCCCGGGUAGACAUCCAUAGGAAGGAGAACUCUGGGGCCGCAGAGAAGCCUGUCACCAUCCAUGCCAGCCCAGAGGGGACCUCUGAAGCAUGCCGCAUGAUUCUGGAAAUCAUGCAGAAAGAGGCUGAUGAGACCAAACUAGCCGAAGAGAUUCCUCUGAAAAUCUUGGCCCACAAUGGCUUAGUUGGGAGACUGAUUGGAAAAGAAGGCAGAAAUUUGAAGAAAAUAGAGCACGAGACGGGGACCAAGAUAACCAUCUCAUCAUUGCAGGAUUUGAGCAUAUACAACCCUGAGAGAACCAUCACUGUGAAGGGCACAGUCGAGGCCUGUGCCAACGCUGAGGCUGAGAUCAUGAAGAAACUGCGUGAGGCCUUUGAGAACGAUAUGCUGGCCGUUAAUCAACAAGCCAAUCUGAUCCCAGGGUUGAACCUCAGCGCACUUGGCAUCUUUUCGACGGGACUGUCCAUGCUGCCUCCACCAGCAGGGCCCCGCGGGGUACCCCCCACUGCCCCCUACCACCCAUUCACUACGCACUCCGGCUACUUCUCCAGCCUCUACCCCCACCAUCAGUUCGGCCCGUUCCCGCACCAUCACCCUUACCCGGAGCAGGAGAUCGUGAAUCUCUUCAUCCCAACCCAGGCAGUGGGUGCCAUCAUCGGGAAGAAGGGGGCACAUAUCAAGCAGCUGGCCAGGUUCGCCGGCGCCUCCAUCAAGAUUGCUCCAGCAGAAGGCCCGGAUGUCAGUGAAAGGAUGGUGAUCAUCACUGGACCACCUGAAGCCCAGUUCAAGGCCCAGGGGCGGAUCUUUGGGAAGCUGAAGGAAGAGAAUUUCUUUAACCCCAAGGAAGAGGUGAAGCUGGAAGCCCACAUCCGCGUGCCCUCUUCCACAGCUGGCCGGGUGAUCGGCAAAGGUGGCAAAACCGUGAAUGAACUGCAGAACUUAACCAGCGCAGAAGUCAUCGUGCCUCGUGACCAAACACCAGAUGAGAAUGAGGAAGUGAUUGUCAGAAUUAUCGGGCAUUUCUUUGCUAGCCAGACGGCACAGCGCAAGAUCAGGGAAAUUGUACAACAAGUGAAGCAGCAGGAGCAGAAGUAUCCUCAGGGAGUGGCCCCACAGCGCAGCAAGUGAGGCUCCCACAGGCACCAGCAAAGCAACGGAUGAAUGUAGCCCUUCCAACACCUGACAGAAUGAGACCAAACCCAGCCAGCCAGACCGGGAGCAAACCAAAGACCAUCCUGAGGAAUGAGAAGUCUGCCGAGGUGGCCGGGGCCCCGCAGAGGCCCUGCUCCCAGGGGCUGCAGCGGCGGGCCAGGAGGCUCCUCCAGGCCCCCGGCCGGCCCUGCCCGCCAGCACCUGCCCAGGGCCUCUGCGGGCUUCCCAGCCAUCCACUUCACCAUCCAUUUGGAUCUCCAAAACUCCCACGACGCUAUCCCUUUUAGUUGAACUAACAUAGGUGAACAUGUUCAAAGCAAAGCAGAUUUGACAGCCUUUUCUUUUUUCGGGGAACACUGUCUCUACAAUCUGUACAUAUUAGAAGGGGGAAGAUAUUAAGAUGUGGCCUGUGGGUUCACAGGGUGCCUGCAGCGUUAAUAUAUUUUAGAAAUAAUAUAUCAAGUAACUCAACUAACUCCAAUUUUUAAUCAUUUUUUUUUUCUUCUUAAAGAGAAAGCAGGCUUUUCUAGACUUAAAGUCUUUCUUUGGGAGGUUGAAUGGAGUAGUAAGGAACUUGGAGGCCACACGAAAUUCACCUGGGGAGGAAUCUCCCCGAGGACACUCCCAGCAGUCCUGGACCACCUGUGUGUGUCAACAGAAGGGAUACCGUCACUUUGAAGAGGAAACUCUUCAUCCCUGUCUAGCUCACACACCAUUUCUCUUUGCUUCACAGGUUUUAAACUGGUUUUUUGCAUACCGCUCUAUAAUUCUGUCUCUCUCUGUUUCUCUCUCCCGCUCCCCUCCACCUGCCCCUCUUUUCCAUCCCCAUUCUGUUGAAUGCCCUCACCCCUCUGUCUCAGACCCCUGUCCCUAUGCACCCCCACCCCCAGGCAAAGCAGUGCUCUGAGUAUCACAUCACACAAAAGGAACAAAAGCGAGACACACAAACCAGCCUCGACUUACACUUGGUCACUCAAAAGAACAAGAGUCAGUGGUACUUGUCCUAGCAUUUUGGAAGAGGAAAAACAGGAACCCACCAAACAAAGAAAAAUUCCACAAAGAAAGAAUGUAUUUUUGUCUUUUUACAUUUUGGUGUAUAAGCCAUCAAUAUUCAGAAAAAUUUUUCUUUUAAAAAAAAUGUGGAAAAAAAUAGCAAUUUACAUAAGGUUGUUGGCCCAGGGCGUUAAAUUUACAGAUUUUUUUAAACUAGAAACACACACACAAAAAAAGCUACCUCAGGUGUUUUUACCUCAGCACCUUGCUCUUGUGUUUCCCUUAGAGAUUUUGUAAAACUGAUAGUUGGAGCAUUUUUUUAUUUUUUUAAUAAAAAUGAGUUGGAAAAAAAUAAGAUACAACUGCCAGCCUGGAGAGGGUGACAGUCCAAGUGUACAACCGCUGUUCUGAAUUGUCUUCCGCUAGCCAAGAACCUCGAUGGCCUUCUUUUGGACAAACCUUGAAAAUGUUUAUUUAAAAAAAAUGACUAAGAAAAACAGAGAGAGAAAAUAUUGGAGAUGUCCAGAAUUCCAAUAGGGUACGCGCCAUUAGGGCUUUUUGCGCUAAAGGAUGAACAUGACUGGUUUAUGUGAACAAGCCAUUAUACCACCAGACUGCAAUGCCAGUUUCCUCUACUGCAAACAGUGUUCUGUGACAAAAAAGGAAAAAAAAAAUAUAUCC